This is a messenger RNA of Pistacia vera, 582 nucleotides long. Its product is annotated as UPF0434 protein Daci_3569. The coding region runs from base 21 to 290 and encodes 89 amino acids. Lineage: Eukaryota; Viridiplantae; Streptophyta; Magnoliopsida; Sapindales; Anacardiaceae. The transcript has 3 exons. The record is from RefSeq and is a predicted model, not a curated record.
UUCAUCGAGUAAAGAAUGAAAUGGUGAGGGUAAGCAAAGCCCUUUUGAAAGAUGCAGGGAGUGGACUCAGCAAAACUCUCUCGGAAAUUCUAGUCUGCCCACUUUCCAAACAGCCCCUUAGGGUCUGUGAACAAAAUGGUUCAAUCAUCAGUGACUCCAUUGGCGUUUCUUUCUCUAUAAAGGAUGGAAUUCCUUGCUUGGUGCCAAGGGAUGGAAAAAUACUUGAUUCUGACGAAGACAUGCUAAAAGAUGAUGCUGGUGCUUCUGAUGCUGCAAGGAACAAGGAAUGAAAAGUUAGGAUAGUUGAGACAUCAUGUAGCACAAAGGCUACUAGUUUUUGCAGAAAUUUAUCUGAACCUGUUGAAAUCUUCUAGAGAGUCGUAACUUUCUUGUUUAGCAGCAGUAUAGUACAAUUAUUUUUCCACUUAUAACAAGUGUUGAAACUUCCAUAUGUUCAUCAGCUUCAACUACUUGAUUUCUCAACUGUUUCCAUAACAUGUUACUGGUAUGGUCUCUGAAAAUAAGUAAAUAACUUGUGAAACGGUUUCGCGACUUAAACAAAAUAUGACCUUUAUUUAUGGC